Odocoileus virginianus texanus is the source of this 4277-nucleotide messenger RNA. Lineage: Eukaryota; Metazoa; Chordata; Mammalia; Artiodactyla; Cervidae. The record is from RefSeq and is a predicted model, not a curated record.
GAGGCGGGUCUUGGGAGUGCAGAGCGUGCGUGUUGGGACAGCGUGGGCAAACAGUGCCCCGGCGCUAGUUCGCCUUAGUGCUUCCUUUGGAAACGUACGCUGCGCGAUCACUCCAGCAGUUUUAAUCAGCGAGCAAUUUGUGGAGGCUUAAACUGCAGUCUCCUGAGUAACAGGCUUGGGCUUUGGAAUCACUCUCCAGUUCAAAAUUCUGACUGUCGGCUGACUGUGUGCUAUCGAGCCUGUGGUAAUUCUAUCCUGUGAUAUGUUUUCUGAAAUUCUGAAUCAUGAGUCUCGCACUUAAUGAUCUGCUUAUUUGCUGCCGUCAACUAGAACUUGAUAGAGCUACAGAGCGAAAGAGAGAGAUUGAGAAAUUUAGGCGCCUGAUUCAGGAUCCUGAAACUGUUCGACAUUUAGAUCAUCAUUCAGAUUCCAAACAAGGGAAAUAUUUGAAUUGGGAUGCUGUUUUUAGGUUUUUACAGAAAUAUAUUCAGAAAGAAACAGAAUGUCUGAGAACAGCAAGACAAAAUGUAUCAGCCUCAACACAAGCCACCAGGCAGAAAAAGAUGCAAGAAAUCAGUAGCUUGGUCAAAUUCUUCAUCAAAUGUGCAAAUAAAAGAGCACCCAGGCUGAAAUGUCAGGAACUGUUGAAUUACAUCAUGGAUACAGUGAAAGAUUCAUCCCAUGGUGCUAUUUAUGGAUCUGAUUGUAGCAAUAUAUUGCUGAAGGACAUUCUUUCAGUGAGGAAAUACUGGUGUGAAAUAUCUCAGCAACAGUGGCUUGAAUUGUUCUCUGUGUAUUUCAGUCUGUAUCUUAAACCUUCACAAGACAUUAAUAGAGUUUUGGUGGCAAGAAUAAUUCAAGUUGUGACCAAAGGAUGCUGUUCGCAGACCGAUGGAUUAAGUCCCAAAUUUUUGGAUUUUUUUUCUAAGGCUAUUCAGCAGGCACGACAAGAAAAGAGCCCUGCAGGUCUAAAUCAUAUCUUAGCAGCAUUUAUUAUCUUCCUCAAGACUUUGUCUGUUAACUUUCGAAUUCGAGUGUGUGAAUUAGGAGAUGAAAUUCUUCCUACCUUACUUUAUAUUUGGACUCAACAGAGACUUAAUAAUUCCUUAAAAGAAGUAAUUAUUGAAUUAUUUCAGCUACAAAUUUAUAUUCAUCAUCCAAAGGGAGCCAAAACUCAAGAUAAAGGUGCUUAUGAAUCAAGAAAGUGGAGAAGUAUUUUAUACAACCUGUAUGAUUUGCUAGUUAAUGAAAUAAAUCAUAUAGGAAGCAGAGGGAAAUAUACUUCAGGAUCUCGUAAUAUUGCUGUUAAAGAAAACUUGAUUGAAUUGAUGGCAGAUAUUUGUCACCAGGUUUUUAAUGAAGAUUCCAGAUCUUUGGAGAUUUCUCAGUCUUGCACAACCACACAAAGAGAACUUACUGAUCACAGUGUACCUUGCAAAAAGAGGAAAAUAGAAUUAGGCUGGGAAGUAAUAAAAGAUCACCUUCAGAAGUCACAGAAUGAUUUUGAUAUUGUACCUUGGUUACAAAUCGCAACUCAGUUAAUAUCAAAAUAUCCUGCAAGUUUACCUAACUGUGAGUUGUCACCAUUACUAAUGAUACUAUACCAGCUUCUACCUCAACAGCGACGUGGGGAACGCACACCAUAUGUGUUACGAUGUCUUAUGGAAGUUGCAUUGUGUCAAGGCAAGAGGUCAAACCUAGAAAGCUCACAAAAGUCAGAUUUAUUGAAAAUCUGGAUUAAAAUUUGGUCUAUUACUUUUCGUGGUAUAAGUUCUGAACAAAUACAAACUGAAAACUUUGGCUUACUUGGAGCCAUAAUUCAAGGGAGUUUCGUUGAGGUUGACAGAGAAUUCUGGAAGUUAUUUACUGGGUCAGCCUGUAGACCUUCAUGUCCUGCAGUAUGCUGUUUGACUUUGGCACUGACAAUCUGUGUAGUUCCAGAAACAGUAAAAAUAGGAAUUGAGAAAAAUAUAUGUGAUGUAAGCAGAAAUUCUUUAAAAGAAUUGAUAAUGAAAUGGCUCUUAUUCUGUCAGUUAGAGGAUGACUUUGAAGACAGUACAGAGUUACCUCCAGUUCUUUGCAGUAAUUUUCCUCAUCUUACCCUGGAGAAAAUUCUCGUGAGUCUCACUAUGAAAAACUGUAAAGCAGCAAUGAAUUUUUUCCAAAGUGUGCCAGAAUGUGAGCAACACCAAAAAGAUACAGAAGAACCUUCAUUCUCAGAAGCUGAAGAUCUGUUUCUUCAGACAACUUUUGACAAGAUGGAUUGUUUAACCAUUGUGAAAGAACAUACGCUAGAAAAGCACCAACCCAGUGUAGGCUUUUCUGUCCACCAAAACCUCAAGGAGUCACUGGAUCGCUAUCUUUUGAGACUGUCAGAACAGCUUCUAAAUAACUACUCAUCUGAGACUUCAAAUUCAGAGAUGUUUGUCCGGUGUUCAAGUCUUUUGGUGGGUGUUCUCGGCUGCUAUUGUUACCUGGGUGUCAUAGCUGAAGAGGAAGCUUACAAAUCAGAAUUAUUCCAGAAAGCCAAGUCUCUAAUGCAGUGUGCCGGAGAAAGUAUCACUUUGUUUAAAAAUAAGACAAGUGAAGAAUCUAGAAUUCUUUCAUUGAGAAAUAUGAUACAUCUAUGUACAAGUUGCUUACAUAACUGUUCCAAGCACAGUCCAAAUAAGAUUGCAUCUGGCUUCUUCUUACGAUUAUUAACAUCAAAGCUAAUGAAUGACAUUACAGAUAUUUGUAAAAGUUUAGCAUUCAUGAUCAAAAAGCCUUUUGACUUUGUAGAAGUAGAACCAAUGGAAGAAGAUACUGAUGAAAAUAUAAUGAGGAUGGAGGAUCGGUCAUCCAUGAGUCUAUUUAAUGAUUACCCUGCUAGCAGUGUUACUGAUGCAAAUGAAUCUGGAAAGAGCCAAAUUACUAUUGGUGCCAUGAAUCCUUUAGCUGAAGAACAUCUAUCAAAGCAAGAUCUACUUUCUUUAGACAUGCUCAAGUUCUUGUGUAUGUGUGUAACCACUGCUCAGACUAACACUGUGUCAUUUAGGGCAGCAGAUAUUCGGAGGGAAUUAUUAAUGUUAAUUGAUUCUAGCAUGCUAGACCCUACCAGAUCUCUUCAUUUACACAUGUAUCUAGUGCUUUUAAAGGCACUUCCUGGAGAAGAAUAUCCCUUGCCAAUGGAAGAUGUUGCAAAACUUCUAAAACCACUACCCAAUGUGUGUUCAUCUUAUCACCGUGACCAAGAUGUUUGUAAAACCGUCUUAAACCAUGUCGUUCACGUAGUGCUGAACCUCUGUCACAGAAAUGUGGAUGAUGAGGACACAAGGGAUGCUCAAGGACAGUUUCUAACAGUGAUUGGAGCAUUUUGGCAUUUAACAAAGGAGGGGAAAAGUGCAUUCUCUGUAAGAAUGGCACUAGUAAAAUGCCUUAAAACUUUGCUUGAGGCUGAUCCUUAUUCAAAAUGGUCUAUUCUGAAUGUAAAGGGAAAAGAUCUUCCUGUAAAUGAAGUAUUUCCACAGUUUCUUGCUGAUAAUCAUCACCAAGUUCGCAUGUUGGCUGCAGAGUCAAUAAACAGAUUGUUUCAGCAUAUAAAACGAGGUUCUUCCACAUUGAAAGCACUUCCUUUGAAGCUUCAGCAAACAGCUUUUGAAAAUGCAUACUUGAAAGCUCAGGAAGGAAUGAGAGAAUUGUCCCACAGAACUGAAAACUCUGAAAUUUUGGAUGAACUUUGUAAUAGAAAAGCCACUUUACUGAUGAUGAUAGCUGUGGUGUUAUACUGUAGCCCUGUCUGUGAAAAGCAGGCUUUAUUCGCCCUAUGCAAGUCUGUGAAAGAGAAUGGACUAGAGCCUCACCUCGUUAAAAAGGUUUUAAAGAAAGUUUCUGAAACUUUUGGAUAUAGAUGUUUAGAAGAUUUCAUGGCUUCUCAUUUGGAUUACCUGGUAUUGGAAUGGCUAAAUCUUCAAGAUCCUGAAUACAGUGUAUCUUCUUUUCCUUUUAUUUUAUUAAAUUACACAAACAUUGAAGAUUUCUAUAGGUCUUGUUAUAAAAUUUUGAUUCCACCUCUAGUGAUUAGAAGUCAUUUUGAUGAAGUAAAGUUAAUUGCUAAUCAGAUUCAAGAGGAUUGGAAGAGUCUUCUGACAGACUGCUUUCCAAAGAUUCUUGUAAAUAUUCUUCCAUACUUUGCUUAUGAGGGUACAGAAGACAGUGGGAUGGCCCAGCAAAGAGAGACUGCUACCAAAGUCUAUGAUAUGCUUAAAGAUGAAAACUUAUUAGGAAAACAGGUAUGA